Molecule: messenger RNA, 1170 nt
Organism: Balaenoptera acutorostrata (minke whale)
Lineage: Eukaryota; Metazoa; Chordata; Mammalia; Artiodactyla; Balaenopteridae
Product: inactive polypeptide N-acetylgalactosaminyltransferase-like protein 5
Exons: 4
Coding region: 1-1170 (389 amino acids)
Biological process (GO): spermatid development
Cellular component (GO): Golgi apparatus
Source: RefSeq, a predicted model, not a curated record
AUGUAUUUAUUACGUGUGGAGCACCUGCAGUUAAACAGGCAAGACUGGUUCUCUAAAGAUUUAGGGUCCAGUCACCAAGACGUCAGCAGUGCAGUAUUCAUGGAGCUGCGAGGUGUUCACAAAGCCGGACUACAGGUCACUUCACAGGUGGAUAUAGAUGUGAGAGAUGAUCAGAUGGAGGGACCAAGGCAUAGACUUUGGAUCCACGCUGCCGUGGAGCAAAGCCUGUCUCCAUUCUUCACUGGCCAUGGGAUAUCAGAAAAGCAGUACCCAUCCAACCUACCUAGUACCAGCACUGUCAUUUGUUUCCACAAUGAAGAAUUUAAUGUCUUGUUUUGGACAGUGUCCAGUGUCAUGACUCUCACUCCACAGCAUAUCCUUGAAGAAAUUAUUUUGGUAGAUGACAUGAGUGAAUUUGAUGAUUUGAAAGAGAAACUAGUCUACCAUGUGGAAAUUUUUUGGGGAAAGGUUAAAUUAAUAAGAAACAAAAAGAGAGAGGGACUGAUUCGAGCAAGGCUGACUGGAGCAUCGCGUGCUUCAGGGGACGUUCUGAUGCUCCUGGAUACCCACUGCAAGGUGAAUAAAGUAUGGCUGGAGCCCUUGCUGAAUGCCAUUGCCAAGGACCCCCACAUGGAGGUGUGUCCUCUGAUAGAUGCCAUUGAUUAUGUGACCCUGGAAUACCAGCCCUCUCCUGUUGUCAGGGGAGCUUUCAACUGGUAUCUGCAAUUUAAACGGGAUCAUGUUUUCUCUUAUGAGAUGGAUGGACCAGAAGGACCCACUAGACCCAUCCAAUCACCUGCAAUGGCUGGAGGAAGUUGUGCUAUAAGUAGGCAUUAUUUUAAUGCAAUCGGAAAGUACCACAAGGGCAUGAAUCUCUGGGGAGGAGAACAUUUGGAACUUUCACUAAGGAUCUGGAUGUGUGGAGGCCAACUCUUUAUACUCCCUUGCUCUCGAGUAGGACAUAUUGAUAAGCAACACGUUGCAAACCACACUGGAAUUGUAAAAGCCUUGGUAUAUAACAAUCUCAGACUGGUGCACAUUUGGCUAGAUGAAUACAAGAUCUAUUUUCCUCCCCCAAAGAUGGCCCAUCUGCGGCAAAUACCUCUCUCUGCCCCCAUUCCCAUGGGCAAAUUUUGGAUUCUCUUCCUCCACUACGGAGCUCCCAAGUGA